Messenger RNA from Pectinophora gossypiella (pink bollworm), 2055 nucleotides. It is a transcript of the gene SCaMC, whose product is annotated as calcium-binding mitochondrial carrier protein SCaMC-3. The transcript is spliced from 8 exons. Gene Ontology annotation, molecular function: ATP transmembrane transporter activity; calcium ion binding. Lineage: Eukaryota; Metazoa; Arthropoda; Insecta; Lepidoptera; Gelechiidae. The record is from RefSeq and is a predicted model, not a curated record. The coding region runs from base 216 to 1655 and encodes 479 amino acids. Gene Ontology annotation, cellular component: mitochondrial inner membrane. Gene Ontology annotation, biological process: transmembrane transport.
AAAAUUGUGUAUGUGUGAGUUAAUGCAGCAGUGUGCGCAACAGUGCGCCACUAGCUGUCAAAAAUUGUUCGGACGUCUGGCGAGUGCGAAUCUUCCUAAAAUGAUUUUUAACGUAUUUCUAAGUUAGACUAGAGUUAUGUAUGCCCGUACGUAUCAUUUAGAAGUCAAAACAUCUUGUUGGUUAACAAGUAGUACUUACGCUGACGAUCGACACCAUGGUGCAGUGUCAUCCACCGUUGGAGUUAGAGGAAUUGCCAAAAGAAGACGAAGAAAGACUAGAAAAGCUAUUUGCUAAAUUAGACAAUGAUGGAAACGGGAAGAUCGACAUACACGACUUGUCUGUGGCACUGAAGGAGUUGGCGCCGCACAUCAACCGCAGCUAUGCAGAGAAAUUUCUGGCUAAGACGGGGAAGGAUGCUGGUGAUGUCACGCUGUCCGAAUUCAUUCACUAUGUACGGGAGCAUGAGAAGAAUCUGCGACUCCAGUUUUCACACCUGGACAAAAAUAAAGAUGGAAAAGUUGACCUUGAAGAACUUAUAUCGGCGUUUGCGGACUUAGGAAUAGCUAUCGGCCGGAAUGAGGCUACCAACCUGUUGAAAAGAAAAACGAGUUGGCCAAAUUUCUGGUGGAUGGACCAGGACGGCAGUUUAAACAUCAGCUACGAUGAAUGGCGGGACUACCUCCUGCUGGCUCCUGCCUCGGAUAUCCACGCCCUCAUACACUUCUGGAGGCACUCUACUUACCUGGACAUCGGCGAGGAUAUGAACGUGCCUGAUGACUUCACACAGAAUGAAUUGCAAACAGGGAAGUGGUGGCGCCACCUGCUGGCCGGGGGCAUCGCCGGCGCCGUCAGUCGGACCAGCACGGCGCCGCUCGACCGACUCAAAGUAUUCCUACAGGUGAACCCGACAAGAGAGAAUAUGAGUAAAUGUUUACUAAGAAUGCUUAGUGAAGGAGGGUUUACCGGCAUGUGGAGAGGGAACGGUAUAAAUGUUAUCAAAAUAGCUCCAGAAUCUGCAAUAAAGUUCGCUGCGUAUGAACAAGUGAAAAGGUUGAUCAAAGGCGAGCAACGCAACCAGCCGCUCGAAAUCCACGAGCGGUUCGUGGCCGGUGCCAGCGCGGGAGCGAUCAGCCAAACUGUGAUCUACCCAUUAGAGGUGCUAAAGACGAGAUUAGCUUUAAGGAAAACUGGUCAGUACCAGGGGAUUGUGGAUGCUGCUAAAAAGAUAUACGCACGGGAGGGGCUUAGAUGUUUCUAUAAGGGUUACAUUCCAAACAUUCUGGGGAUCGUACCGUACGCAGGCAUCGAUCUGGCGGUUUACGAGACGCUGAAGAAGAAGUACAUCAACACGAUGCAGGGCGGUCAGCCGGGCAUCCUGCUGCUGCUGGCCUGCGGCUCCGUCUCCUGCACGCUCGGACAGAUGUGCUCCUACCCGCUCGCGCUCGUGCGUACGCGCCUGCAGGCACAAGAACAAGCAGCAAAGGGUAGGGAAGGGACGAUGCGGGGAAUGUUUCGUGAGAUAGUUCAACGAGAAGGACUGUGCGGUCUGUACCGAGGGAUCACGCCCAACUUCAUCAAGGUGAUCCCGGCAGUGUCAAUCUCUUACGUGGUGUACGAGUACGCGAGCCGGUCGCUGGGCGUGAACAUGACGUGAGCGAGGGCGGCGCCGCCCCUGUCCUCGCCCACCAGCGCGCCGACCGCCGUCAGCGCGCCGACUCCUACAGUCUCAGUCGCCGCUACGCCACGCUCGAGCUCAACUCACAUCACAUUCUACUUUAAGCAUAUUAGCAAAUUUUGCAUUUGAAUGAUUGUACAUAGCUCUCGUGUAUGUUAAGUCUAUUAUUUAUUCUACAUAAUGUAAACUUGAAUUAUUCCAUUAUUUUGUUCGUCCUAACAGUAUAGUUUAAGCUUGGAAAUAAUAUGUGACAUAUUGAAUACGUGAACUACUUACAACUUGUUGAAAUUUUGAGCUGGUAUUACGUUAACGCCGUGUGAAUUCCGGCAGAACGCUGGACAUGCAUCUGUGAUUACAAUAAAUUAUGUAUUUUUUUUUA